Messenger RNA from Camelina sativa (false flax), 1038 nucleotides. The record is from RefSeq and is a predicted model, not a curated record. Lineage: Eukaryota; Viridiplantae; Streptophyta; Magnoliopsida; Brassicales; Brassicaceae.
AUGCCGAUCUAUUUGGCUAAGUACAUAAAGCCAGACUUCAAACCUCAAAUUGAAUUUUUUGAAGGGGCAAAUGUAGGAGAUGAUGAUCUUGUGGUGUUGCUUUACCACUUAGAACAUGCCUGCAAAAGAAUCGCUUCUCUUGUCGCCUCUCCUUUCAACUUUUCACUCGGAAAGCUCUCUGUUAAAUCCUCCUCUAGUGGGUCAGACCGAGAUGCGCCUAAGCCGCUCGAUAUUGUCUCGAACGAUAUAGUCUUGUCCUCUCUUAGAAACUCUGGGAAAGUAGCAGUAAUGGCUUCCGAAGAAGACGAUAGUCCAACUUGGAUCAAAGAUGAUGGUCCUUACGUUGUGGUUGUAGAUCCUCUAGAUGGAUCACGUAACAUUGAUGCUUCUAUACCCACUGGAACUAUAUUCGGAGUUUACAAUCGCCUCCUUGAGCUUGAUCAUUUACCUGUUGAAGAGAAAGCUGAGCUCAAUUCUUUGCAGAGAGGAAACAGGCUUGUUGCUUCCGGUUACGUACUCUACUCUUCAGCCACUAUAUUCUGCGUUACACUUGGCUCGGGAACACACGCCUUCACGCUAGAUCACUCAACAGGGGAAUUUGUCCUAACCCAUCAAAACAUCAAGAUCCCUACUCGAGGACAAAUCUACUCAGUGAACGAUGCGAGGUACUUCGAUUGGCCAGAAGGUUUAAGGAAGUACAUUGACACAGUGAGACAAGGCAAAGGUCAAAACCCAAAAAAAUACUCGGCACGUUACAUCUGUUCUCUAGUGGCUGAUCUUCACAGGACUCUCUUAUACGGUGGAGUUGCUAUGAAUCCAAGAGACCAUCUUCGUUUAGUCUAUGAAGGAAACCCUUUGGCUUUUCUGGUAGAACAAGCUGGUGGCAAAUCCUCUGAUGGAAAAAGAGGGAUACUUUCAAUACAGCCAGUGAAGCUUCACCAGAGGUUGCCUCUGUUUCUUGGGAGCGUAGAGGAUGUUGCUGAGCUUGAAAGCUAUGGAAAUGUGCAGCAGACUGUGAAUCCUGGCUAUGAAGUUUAA